Gryllus bimaculatus (two-spotted cricket) is the source of this 1185-nucleotide messenger RNA. The record is from the annotation of a GenBank genome assembly. NCBI's taxonomy places the organism in Eukaryota, Metazoa, Arthropoda, Insecta, Orthoptera, Gryllidae.
AUGGACGAGGCGGCGAAGUGCCAGGCGAAGAUGGACGCGGCGACGGCGCUGAUCGACGGCCUGGCGGGCGAGCGCAUCCGCUGGACGGAGCAGUCGGCCGCCAUGAAGUCGGAGAUCGAGCGCCUGAUCGGCGACGUGCUCGUGCUGGCGGGCUUCCUCUCGUACGCGGGGCCCUUCAACCAGGAGUUUCGCAGCCAGCUGUACCGCUCGUGGGUGGCGGCCCUGAGCAGGCGCCACGUGCCUGCCUCGACCAACCUCAGCGUCAUCGACUGCCUCACGGACGCCCCCACGAUCGGCGAAUGGAAUUUACAAGGGCUUCCUGACGACGAACUGUCCGUGCAGAAUGGCAUCAUCACUACCAAGGCACCUCGUUUCCCUUUAAUGAUAGACCCUCAGGGUCAGGGAAAAGCGUGGGUGAAGAACAUGGAGGCACAGAACUCUAUAUUGAUAACAACAUUGGAUCACAAGUACUUCAGAAAUCAGUUGGAGGACAGCAUCUCCUUAGGAAGCCCUCUGCUUAUUGAAGACGUGGGCGAAGAGCUGGAUCCAGUCUUGGAUAACGUUCUCGAGAAAAAUUUCAUCAAAGUAGGUACGAAGUGGAAGGUGAAGCUGGGCGACAAGGAAGUGGACGUCGAUGAGGACAAAUUGCGCAUCUACCUGACGACGAAGCUGCCCAAUCCUGCGUACACGCCCGAGAUCUUCGCAAAAACUUCGAUCAUUGAUUUCACAGUCACCAUGAAGGGUCUGGAGGACCAGCUGUUGGGGCGAGUGAUCCUGUCGGAGAAGCGAGAGUUGGAGACGGAGCGCGUUUCGCUGUUGAUGGACGUGACGCUCAACAAGAGGAAGAUGAAGGAGCUAGAGGAAAACCUGCUGCUGAAGCUGACCACCGUGCAAGGCUCCCUGCUAGACGAUGACACCGUCCUGGAGGUGUUGACCGUGACAAAAAACACGGCGGCGGAGGUGCGCACCAAGCUGCAGAUCGCCUCCGACACAGCCAUCAAGAUCACGGCGGCGCGAGAGGAGUUCCGGCCGGUGGCCACUAGAGGUUCCGUGCUCUAUUUCCUUAUCGUCGACAUGGCUAAGAAAUCUAAUAGUUUGCGUUGGCACCAAGAUGGAUUAUCAGAUUCAUAUGACAGUUCACUACCUUGUACUACAUCAGGCAAAACCUAUUUAUCUACAUUUUAA